Messenger RNA from Dothidotthia symphoricarpi CBS 119687, 2816 nucleotides. RefSeq names its product phosphatases II. Gene Ontology annotation, molecular function: phosphatase activity. Gene Ontology annotation, biological process: dephosphorylation. The record is from RefSeq and is a predicted model, not a curated record. NCBI's taxonomy places the organism in Eukaryota, Fungi, Ascomycota, Dothideomycetes, Pleosporales, Dothidotthiaceae. Bases 179 to 2647 code for a protein of 822 amino acids. The transcript has 3 exons.
CAUCCAUUCAACGAGCAUGCAAACACAACUGUCGAGAGGGAAAGUAGUAGUCUGAUAUCUCUCGCUCCUCUCCUUUCCCUUACCAGGGCUGUAUAAGAUAUUAUCAAUAAACACCCGCGCUUUUCCAGCCCCAUCAUAUAGACAGUCGGCAGCUCCCCGGUACCUACACUCCCCCGCAAUGGAGCGGAUACGAGUGAGCAAGGUAGAAGAUGUCUACCUCAUGCGUAGAGGAACGCGUUUCGAAGGCACACUCCACCUCAUGCCCCACCACAUCGUCUUCAGCUACCUACCCAGCGCUCCGCCCGACGCUCCGCCCGACGCGAAACCAGCCCGACAGAAAGAAGUAUGGAUAACGUAUCCUCUGAUCUCUUACUGCUGUCUCAAGCCGAGUCCACCGGUAUUGCGCCAACAACAGCCCUCGAUUCGCAUACGAUGUCGCGACUUCACCUUCUUCGCCUUCUUCUUUCCUGACGAGAAGAAGGCGCGUGAUGUGUAUGACAGUAUCCGUGCACUCUCGUGCAAGAUAGGGCGACUAGAUAAGCUGCUCGCCUUUAGCUACCAACCAAAGCCUCCUGAAGACCAGUGCAAUGGGUGGGAUGUAUACGAUGCACGUCGUGAGUGGAAACGGUUAGGCAUCAGUCCCAAGGACACAGACAAGGGCUGGCGGAUAUCAGAGAUCAACGUCGAAUACAAGUACUCGAAGACAUACCCCGCCCUGCUCGUCGUCCCCUCGAAUGUCUCAGAUAGCGUCCUCAGGUACGCUGGCGAGUACCGUUCGCGCCAACGAAUACCAGCGCUUGUCUACCGCCAUCCCUUGAAUAACUGCUCCAUAACGCGAAGUUCGCAGCCAACACCAGGUCUCAGUGGCAAAAGGAACGCCCAAGAUGAGAGACUCGUUGCAGCUAUCUUUGCUACCAAUCGUGGGUGGAGAAAUGCACAAUCGCUCGGCCCAAACCCUACGGAUCCAACUCCUGACUCGAGCGUAGCAAACCUUGAGGAAGCCAGUGCUAAUGGAUCUUUUGUAGGCGCAGUGGAUACCGAGGCCGCUAAUUCUGGACGAACUAUUGUGGAAGAUCUCGCCGAAUCUUUUGAGACUGACACUGAGAUCCCCAAGGUGUAUGGAGCUCAACAGCGCAACCUGAUUGUGGAUGCCAGACCGACUGUCAAUGCAUAUGCAAUGCAGGCAGUUGGACUGGGCUCUGAGAAGAUGGACUACUACCCCGGCGCGGAGAAAGCCUACCUAGGAAUUGACAACAUUCACGUAAUGCGGAAGUCUCUUGACACCAUAAUCGAAGCGUUGAAGGAGUCUGAUCUGACAUCCUUUCCGCCCAACAAGCAGCUCUUGGCAAAGAGCAACUGGAUCAAGCAUAUAGCCAACAUCUUGGAUGGCGUUGGGUUGAUAGCUCGGACAGUGGGCAUCAUGCAUUCGCACGUACUGAUUCAUUGCUCAGAUGGUUGGGAUCGGACGAGUCAACUCAGCGCACUCAGUCAAAUCCUACUUGAUCCUUACUACCGUACUCUGGAAGGCUUCAUAGUCCUCGUCGAGAAGGACUGGUUAUCGUUUGGUCAUAUGUUCCGCCAUCGGUCUGGGUUCUUGAGUCACGAGAAGUGGUUCACCAUCGAGAACGAGCGGAUAGAACGCAAAAACGACGGUCAGGGUGGUGGGAAUCCCUUCGAGAAUGCGCUUCGUGGCGCUCGGGGGCUCUUUAAUCGCCAGAACGAAUCUAACGAAUCUCUCAAUCAAAUACCGGGAGAGAAUGGCACGGAAAAUGUUUCAGAUGUCGCUGACACGUCUACUCCUAAACCUGCAUCCAAGAUUGGUGCAGCAGAGGAACACAGGAUUACAAAGGUCAAUGAGCUAUCACCUGUCUUCCACCAAUUCCUCGACUGCGUAUAUCAACUCCACUACCAGCACCCAACCCGCUUCGAAUUCAGCGAGCGUUUCUUGAGACGGCUUCUGUAUCAUCUCUACUCCUGCCAAUACGGCACAUUCCUAUUUGACAACGAGAAAGAGCGCAUAGACACUAGGGCCAAGGAGCGCACAAGAAGCGUGUGGGACUACUUUCUCUGUCGAAAGCAGGAGUUUAUGAACCCGAGAUACGAGCCAGAGAUUGACGACACGGUCAGAGGCAAGGAACGCAUGAUUUUCCCACAUAAGGGCGAGGCAAGGUGGUGGCACGAAUGCUUUGGAAGGACUGAUGAUGAGAUGAACGGACCGGGUCCCCAGACACCACAUAACCUCACACCGCAAACGAGUCAUACUUCGAAUGGGAAGAGUGGGUCGACUACACCCGUCCCGUAUGAACCGAUCGUUACGGGUACGGAGACGGCGGAGGAUGCAACGGGUGCGGGGACAACGACACACUUACCACCUACACAUGCCGUAGGAGAGCCUGCUGAACAAGUGAGUACAGCGCCAACGCCAUUCGAUGCCGCAGCGGCACUAGGCCAAGACCUGCGACAAGGGUUUGUCGCGGGGAUUGAAAAACUCGGGAUUGGGAAGGGAGCAAGUCCAGCUGCGGGAGGUAGUGGGUUGGGUAUCGAUGUGGGGAGGGCGAGUGCGGAUCUUAGUAGCAAGGACGAGCAGGACCGUAGUAGAAGUAGCAGUGUCGAUGUCAAGAAGGAAAUGGAGGUAGAGAUGCAGUAGAUGGGGAUCGAUGGCCGAGACAGAGGGGAGGUCACACGAUAUCAUGAUUAUGAAUACAUGGAUGAUACCCUUGGGGUUGGUGGAUCACUGCGUUAGGAGUCAUGUGCGUUUGCUAUACUAUAUUACUUUCUGAGUGGAGUGUUCUCAGCAAUGUACUACUUGUUUACUG